Messenger RNA from Cotesia glomerata, 784 nucleotides. RefSeq lists its product as uncharacterized. The transcript is spliced from 3 exons. NCBI's taxonomy places the organism in Eukaryota, Metazoa, Arthropoda, Insecta, Hymenoptera, Braconidae. The record is from RefSeq and is a predicted model, not a curated record. The coding region runs from base 132 to 734 and encodes 200 amino acids.
CCACGUGCUGUUGGUUAAUUUUUUUUACCACUUGAUUUAACGUCAAAUUACAAUCUGAAAAGUAGUUAUUAAGCUCUUCACGUGGUAUAUUUAAUUUAUGACAUCAUCGAGUUAAAUUAUCAACAAUAAUAAUGGACAAAGACCUUCAGCAACUUCAAAAAGCAAUUGUUAAUUAUUAUUUAACACUCGAAAAAAUUUAUUGUUACUGCAACAAUGAGAUUAAUAAGGUUAAAACCGGACCAUUAACAUCACUCAAAAAUCAGAUGGAACAACUUCGUCAUGUAACCAGCCCUGCGGUAGAUACUGCAGAAAUUUGCUUGAUCAAAGGCGCCCGGGAAAAACUUAUUUUUAAAAUAAACUUGGGAAUCGAAGAAGAACUAAAGCUUAUUGUUGAAGCUAUCAAUACUCUAAACAAUUACACUCAGGAGCUAAAGGAUAAAUAUCAUCAGCUAGAACAAGCUCGCAGCAAAAUAAAUUUCGACGACCCGACAAUAAUUAAUUUUGUGAAUGGAACAAGUGAGCGACCUCGCCUGAAUUUAUUGCUAGAGUGGUCCAUGGAAAGUUUAGAGUUCUACAAAAAUUAUUACAGUGACAUAACCGCUAGUUUUAAGGCAUUAAACAUAAAAGAUGAAGCCAGCGUUGACAGAUUAAUAGACUCUUUUAAUUCCAGCAGCAGUAAAAGAAUAAAAAAAAUUCUCGCAUUCACGCAAUACUUAAACAACAAACUUCGCUAGCGUGUACUGAUGUAUUUUUGAAUAAAAAAUCUAUAAUAUUUUUAUUAACU